AUGGCCCUGUUGAUACAACGUAUUGUCCGAGCAGCGAGCGGCAAGCCUCCCCUCGUUCCUCCCAGGUCAGUGCAGGGCGAUCCGCCGCCGGUGCCCUGCCAGCCUCCCAGGCUUUUUGACUCUGGAGGCUUGACUCUCUCCCUCACCUCCAACCCCCGCGUGUGCCAGGGGUGCGACGGUGCUGCAGAAGGUGUGCGCCCAGCCCUAUCGGCCGAAUCAGAGGCCAGCUUGGCGAGUCUCCUGGGCAACGGCACCCAUGCUAGGGACGACUGUACAGUGCCUUGUACUGUAGGUACAGUAGGUCGGUACUCGGUACUCGUAGGUACAGGAAAGUCAGUAGGUUGUACCGUGAGCACUUGCUGCACCGCAGUCAAGCGAUUGAUUGGCUACUGCGAAGCCUAUCGUCUGCCCUCACUCCAGACCAUGGAAGCACUUCCCAACAAAGCAGCCCGAACGAGAGUGUCGAGUGUCGAUUGUCGCAACCCACAAUUUUGCAGAUUUCCGUGGGCUGUCGCCGCCGUGACGAAAUUCCUCCCCAUGGCCAACCCUCGUCAUGAGUCGCGCUCUCUUACCGCUGUCGGUCCGCCUGCCUCAAUGCAACGCCACCACCCCACGGCCUUUCCGCACAAUCUACCUGUGGAGAUUUUGCACAUGAUCAUCGCCGCAAUAGACGACCUCCCUUUUGCCUGGUUCGUCUUGCGACAUGUUUCGUCUUUCUGGAGGGCGAUUACCGAAGAUGUGUUUGAGCGCUUGCUUCUACGCACGUGUACUAUUACCUUCACAGGUCAGACUAUACGAGAGCUGAGGUACGAUGGGUUUCGCUUGGCUCCAUAUCCACACGCUUUGCUCACUCACAACUGCAGUCCGGUUGAAUCGCCACCUGUCGAGGAAAACUCCAUUCCAGGCCAACGACGGGGUCAUGUAACAAAGGUUGAAACAGAGGCUCCCAAGCCAACGUUUCGUUUCCGGCCAUCUGAAUUUGGUCCCCCCGACUCAAAGGCCAGGGUUCUUUUCAAGCUUUAUGACUUGCCAACCAAAUAUGCGACUGUAUAUACCCUCCCAAGACAAGCAAUUCAAGCCUCAUCAAGCGACCCUCUUGCUCAGAUAUUCUUCAGACAGGGGCCUUGUGCAGGUAUUCUACGACGUCGUCUGUGCCAGGAGCUACAUUUCGUCCAUUUCUCUAACGAACUAAGAAAUAUUCGGUUACCUACUCUGGUGAUCGACGUUGCCGCCCGCAAAGUCUCGCUCGAAUGGCGUCAGCUCAUCUAUGACUUCUAUCUGGACAGAUUCAAAAGCCGCUGGCAUGCCUGGUUCUCCGCGUCCCGUUUACGAUAA
This is a messenger RNA of Plenodomus lingam JN3, 1335 nucleotides long. The record is from RefSeq and is a predicted model, not a curated record. Lineage: Eukaryota; Fungi; Ascomycota; Dothideomycetes; Pleosporales; Leptosphaeriaceae.